Molecule: messenger RNA, 549 nt
Organism: Miscanthus lutarioriparius
Lineage: Eukaryota; Viridiplantae; Streptophyta; Magnoliopsida; Poales; Poaceae
Source: the annotation of a GenBank genome assembly
AUGGCGGCGGCAGUGAAGUCGUCGGCCGGGAUGGUGGGGAAGAAGUCCCGGAAGCCGUACGUGAUGACCAGGCCACGGGAGAGGUGGACCGCCGACGAGCACGACCGCUUCCUCCACGCCCUGCUGGUGUUCAGCUGCGACUGGAAGAGGGUCCAGGCGUUCGUCGCCACCAAGACGGCCACGCAGAUACGCAGCCACGCCCAGAAGCACUUCCUCAGAGCGGAGAAGAAGCUGGGCCUCGCGGCGGCGCCGCACCCUCGCAGCUCUGCCGGUGCCGGCUAUCGGCAGCAGCGCCCGCUCACCGGCUGCCCGGCCAGAUGGUGCGCUGAUGAUGGUGCCUCGGCGCCGGACGUCGAGACGGUUCAGCUCCCGUUGUCUCCGGACGACCUGCACUUCGCUCAGGUGUACAGGUUCGUCGGCGACAUCUUCGGCUCUGGCGCGUCACGGCCGGUCGAGGCGCAGCUGCAGAGGCUGCUGGGCGCGGAUCCUGUCAUCGUGGACACCAUCCUACGGGUGCUGGCCAACCUCGAAGAUAACUUCUCUCUAUAG